Dracunculus medinensis (Guinea worm) is the source of this 927-nucleotide messenger RNA. NCBI's taxonomy places the organism in Eukaryota, Metazoa, Nematoda, Chromadorea, Rhabditida, Dracunculidae. The record is from the annotation of a GenBank genome assembly.
AUGUUUGAUAAUUUUCUCGGUUAUCGGAUAAUCCUCGAUUAUAUUGCUGAUGUGAUUUACUGCAUUGAUAUUUUCGUACAAACGCGAAUAAGUUAUUUGAAUGACGGUGCUUUUGUUACAAAUAUUAAAGUCUUGGCGAAACGAUAUCUUCACAGCUGCACAAUUUGGCUGGACAUUUUUUCAAUAUUUCCGGUGAACUAUUUGCUGAAUAUUUGGUCAAAAGAAUCGUAUAUUCGAAUAAACCGAACUCUAAAAGUUUAUCGUUUAUUUGAAUUUGCUGAUUGGACUUUAAUGCGAUCAAGUAGACCAAAUGUUUUUAGAAUUUUAAAACUUAUUGGAACGUGUAUAAUGCUUUUUCACUGGAAUGCGUGCAUCUAUCUUCUUAUAAGUUCUCAAAGUGCAACUAAAGCAAUGACAAACGACAUAGCCGUUUGGCACUUCACAUACACGAAAGUUGCGAAUCCUGUUGUACCAACAUGUAAGAUAUCAUUAAAAAAUUAUGAUGGGGAAUGUGGAUUCAAUGAAACAGGCCUCGACGUACAAGAUCGUAUGGAAUACAUCGACAAAAUGAUGCAAUACUGGCAACCAAGAUCUAUUGUUUUAUAUGUUCCUAAUUUUGUCCGAGAAUAUGCUUUAAGCAUCUACUGGUCAUCAAUGACUUUAACAACCAAAGGACAGCAGCCAAGUCCGGAAACAUCUUUGCAAGAUUUUUUCGAAAUCGUUGAUACUUUGAUCGGUUUGCUGAUAUUUGCCAUAAUUGUUGGUUCGGUUGGCAAUGUUGUUUCAGCAAUGCACCGCGAUCAAACUGAAUUUCAAUGCUUAUUGGAUGCGAUCAAACAAGUGGAUCCCAGCAUCCAAUUUCGGGUUUUAAAUUGCUGCCAAUAUAUGUACGAGCAAGGGCUGGAUAAGGAUGAAAAAGUAUAUUAA